AUGGUUUAUGCCAACUGGGAUUUCUUGCAAGUUCUUCGACUCCUUACCGCCCCAGUUGCUGCAAUUGCUAUUGAUGUACCACGAUUAAGCACUACCAUGCCUCCGCGAAGAAGACCUUUUAGGGCGCGGCAGCCAGACGCCGGUACACCAGCGGAUCCUAUCUUCGGCCGCGCAACCAUACUCGAUAAUGGCUUGAUCGGAGAGAAGCCACGAAGUAAAACGCAAUUAGAGAGAUCAAGGCAUGUGCCCAAUCCAAAAGAUGCAGAACUUAGCAUCUACACUUUGAAUACCUUGCAGCUGCGCAGAGAUCAGCCACUAGAGGCUCUCAAUGUCCAGCAACCCAUAGAGUAUCUGCGCGACAACCUACCGGAGGAUGCAAAGAAGUUAGUAGGAAUAGCGAGAUGCGGAGACUACGAAAUUUUCGAUUGCGAACACCAUCAACUAGCAGAAAGGAUUAGUCAGGAGUACUAUUUGAAGCCGGAGUUUUGGGAGACUUUCCGAAGGUCGGAGUACGUAUUCUGGCCGAUUGAGGCUGAAAGGGGCUACUUUGUAACAGCCAUCUUCCACAUGUCAAAUGACGGAGACGGGCUGGAUCGUGGUUGGGAUCGUUCGAUCUCAUACAACAUGACCAUAGAUGCGUGGUCUAUCGUGGACGGCCAACGAGGCGAAGAUGCGCAAAUUCGGCUGAACCACGUGAAAAAAUGCAUCGAGGAUAUAUUAGAAUUGCAAGGAUUCGGGUAUGGCGACGACGCAUUUAUGAUGCAAAAUGAAGGGGGGGAACAUUGGAAUGAGCCGUGGGUACCACCACCCACUCCCGGUGAAGAACAUUGGGCUUCUGGCAUCCGGGCGUUCGCUCUUGUGCGACAACUUAUGCAGCGGGUCCUCGACACAUACUGUUCUAAAGGCGAAUAUUCCGAAGAUUUCUUUCGCAAGCCGACGUGCGGCUGGCUUAACGUCGACCAGGUCCGGUACGAGAUGAUGGGGAUAUGCGCGAUGAACACAAUAAUGGAUAUGGACUGGAACGCCCGUAUAGCAAUCGAGUGUAUCGAACGCAUUGACACUGUCGAGGGUCUCGAGCCAUUUAGGACUGAGUUACUGGCGGCUGAUGACGAUGGAAAGGCGGCAUAUAUCCCAGAAUAUGAACCCGAUGGGAAUCCCAUAGCUGUGUAA
Xylaria bambusicola is the source of this 1170-nucleotide messenger RNA. RefSeq lists its product as uncharacterized. NCBI's taxonomy places the organism in Eukaryota, Fungi, Ascomycota, Sordariomycetes, Xylariales, Xylariaceae. The record is from RefSeq and is a predicted model, not a curated record. The transcript is spliced from 2 exons. Bases 1 to 1170 code for a protein of 389 amino acids.